AUGUCAUCCAUCGUUAUUGCUGGAUUGGUCGAGUUUUCACUUACGGAAGGGAUAUAUAUCAGCAUCACAGCCUUUUUUCCUCAAACUCCUUGCACGAUGUCUAAGACCAAAGAUUUGAUUCAACUCGAACAAGAAUUUAGCGCUCAUAACUAUCACCCACUCCCCGUCGUGUUCGCUCGAGGCAAGGGAGUGCAUGUAUGGGAUCCAGAAGGCAACAAGUACAUGGAUUUUUUGUCUGCGUACAGCGCAGUCAAUCAAGGACAUUGUCACCCAAAAAUCGUCGAUGCUUUGUGCGAGCAAGCGAAAAAGCUCACGCUUAGCUCGAGGGCGUUCCACAAUGACGUCUUCGGAAAGUAUGCUAAAUACGUGACCAAGCUUUUUGGAUACCACAUGGUCUUGCCAAUGAACACAGGGGCCGAGGCAGUGGAGACGGCCGUCAAACUCGCCCGCAAGUGGGGCUAUAUGCGAAAAGGUAUUCCGGAGGAUCAGGCCAUAGUUCUUGCUUGCGCGAAUAAUUUCCACGGUAGAACAACAGGUGCGAUUUCUAUGUCGACUGAUCCGGACUGUCGGAGAGAUUUUGGGCCAUUCCUACCGAAUGUCGGACCGGUAUGUCCGUCAGGGAAAGUUAUCAACUAUAAUAGCGUAGACGACUUGAAGGAGGCGCUCGAGUUGCAUGGCAAACAUGUUGCAGGCUUCCUCGUGGAGCCUAUUCAAGGAGAGGCUGGUAUAUAUGUACCCGACAAAGGUUACCUCUCCAAGUGUUACGAAUUAUGCCAGAAGCAUAAUGUACUCUUUAUCGCCGAUGAAAUCCAGACUGGUCUAGCGCGCACUGGGAAAAUGCUGUGCGUCGAUCACGAAAAUGUACGACCAGAUAUUCUCAUACUCGGGAAAGCCCUAACUGGGGGUGUAUAUCCCGUUUCCGCAGUCCUGGCAGAUAAGGACAUUAUGCUUUGUAUCCGUCCAGGGGAACAUGGCUCAACGUAUGGAGGCAAUCCUCUCGGGUGCGCAGUCGCAAUAGCAGCUCUCGAAGUGAUUAAAGAAGAAAAGUUGGUAGAGAAAGCCGAGCGACUGGGGAAUAUAUUCCGAGAAGCUCUCUGUAAAAUUAAUUCGCCGCUUUUGCAGGCAGUUCGCGGUCUUGGGCUCCUCAAUGCUAUUGUCAUUGACGAAAAGAAGACUGGCAAGACCGCAAUGCAGCUUUGUUUGCUGCUUAAAACACGCGGGCUUUUGGCCAAGCCCACUCAUGUCAAUAUUAUUCGCCUCGCCCCUCCGUUAUGUAUUACGGAGGAAGAAUUGCUUCUUGGCGUGGCCACGAUCGAGCAGGCUUUGAAAGACAUCGUUGAUAUGAAGGACGAAGACAUCCCGGGAUAUAAAGCAGUGUGA
Paraglomus brasilianum is the source of this 1380-nucleotide messenger RNA. The record is from the annotation of a GenBank genome assembly. Lineage: Eukaryota; Fungi; Glomeromycota; Glomeromycetes; Paraglomerales; Paraglomeraceae.